AUGGGAUCAGUCAGUUUUUUGCUUUCUUUUGCGAGUUUUUAUGCCGGAGACGGUCACUCUCUGUUACCAGGCGCUGGAGAUUUUGCUUGGGUCCACAGAUUACUCAACUUGGCGGACAUUUGGGCCCUCGGCUGCAUCUUCGCUGAGAUGGUUACUGGGGAUGUUCUGUUUGUUGGAAGUACUAAGAUUCUCCCAGGUUGUGUGAAGGUGGAGAACUACUGGAUAAAAUUUUCUCCAGUAACUCCUUGUGGCAGGGGUGGAAGAUACACAGAAGAAGAUGCUAAAGUUAUUGUUGUGCAAAUUUUAAGUGUUAUUGCCUAUUGUCAUCUUCAGGGAGUUGUGCAUCGUGAUCUAAAGCCAGAGGUAAUGCUAGCCUUCUUUUCGGCGGGCAUGAAUUUGUUGUCAGGUCUUGGUGCAAAGAUUGAGAGAGAGUCCAAGCUGAAGCUCAAUGACUUUGACAAGGUUUUUGCAAUGUCGGAAACAGCUCUGGGACUUUUUCUAGAUGUAGGUGCCUCUUGUUAUUUCUCGAAGCUUUUUGGAUCCUUUGGUAAUGCUUGUUAUAUCUUUGGUUUACAUUUGUGUUUCGAUUGCCCCACCUGCAAAUGUUGCUUCUUGAUAGGAGAAAUAAGUUCUACUAAUGUGUAGAGGAGGGAAGGAUCAGUUCCCCCUUUCUUAUAUUCCACUUUCUACAUGCCAUUUAGCCUCUGGCAAUUAGUGUGUGCUUAAAAAAAAAAGAGUAACAAAUAGUGGCAUACCAAUAAAGAUUAGCUCUAGGUUUGGACACUGAUAUCCUGCAACUAUUUAUCUUAUUGGUUCAAUAACUAUGCUACU
This is a messenger RNA of Rosa chinensis, 831 nucleotides long. RefSeq lists its product as uncharacterized. Gene Ontology annotation, cellular component: nucleus; cytoplasm. Gene Ontology annotation, molecular function: ATP binding; MAP kinase activity. The record is from RefSeq and is a predicted model, not a curated record. Gene Ontology annotation, biological process: intracellular signal transduction; protein phosphorylation. The transcript is spliced from 6 exons. NCBI's taxonomy places the organism in Eukaryota, Viridiplantae, Streptophyta, Magnoliopsida, Rosales, Rosaceae. Bases 1 to 645 code for a protein of 214 amino acids.